Episyrphus balteatus (marmalade hoverfly) is the source of this 5727-nucleotide messenger RNA. RefSeq lists its product as uncharacterized. The coding region runs from base 1 to 5283 and encodes 1760 amino acids. Lineage: Eukaryota; Metazoa; Arthropoda; Insecta; Diptera; Syrphidae. The record is from RefSeq and is a predicted model, not a curated record. The transcript has 2 exons. Gene Ontology annotation, biological process: DNA integration. Gene Ontology annotation, molecular function: nucleic acid binding.
AUGACUACAAGAUCAAGAUCCUUGUCCGAAAAGCUCUUUAAUCAGCAACAAUCUUUGCUCAUUCAAAUUGAAAAGAGCCUUCUCAAAUAUCGAGAAAUUACACCAGAUAAAAGGACAUCAUCAUCUAUCAAAAAUCGUAUUUCUUCAUUGCAAUCCAAGUACGACAGCUUCAAAGAAAAUCAUGUCAUGAUAAUCGAUGAAGAUGAUGAAACCUCUAAGACGUACAACGAUGAAGACUGGAUGAGUAGAUUUGAAGAGAUCUAUAUUAAUGCUCGUUCUGAACUAGAAGAUGAUCUCUAUGUUCUCAUGCCACCCGCUCCACAUUCCGAUUCCCUACCGGAUUUCCAAGGGAUACAAAAUCAAACCAUGAAUCCAACACUGUUAAACACUAUACCUAGCCAGAAAGUAAAUCUUGGGAAAAUCCAACUUCCUUCCUUUGACGGCACGUAUAGUAAUUGGUCCUUGUUCAACAGUUUGUACAAAUCUAUGAUUCAUGAAAACCAAUCCAUCGAUUGUAUCCAAAAAUUUUACUAUCUGCGGAGUUCUCUGACUGGUGAUGCCCUCAAAAUUAUUGGAGAAGUUCCGUUGGUAGCUGAAAAUUAUCAAGAGGCAUAUAAUUUAUUAUGCGAGAAGUACGAAAACAAUCGUAUUCUCUUUUCUAAGCACAUGAAAUCAUUUUCUUCUUUGCCAAUCAUCAAGUCUGAAGAUGCCGCAAGUUUGACUCAGUUACUAAAUGUAUCCAAAGAAUGUAUCUGUGUUCUAAAAUCAUUUGGUUUUGAGUUGAAACAUUUUGAACCUAUACUAGUGUAUUAUCUGGCUGAAAAACUUCCUCAUGAUACACGAGAAUUUUGGGUGCAAUCUUCUGGUCAAAAGAAAGAUAUACCGACUUUCAAAGAAAUAUCUGAUUGCAUCGAAAUUCGAGUUCGCACCAUUGAAGAAAUGACACCGAACAAAUCCAAUUGGGAGAAGUCAGUAUCUAAAUCAUCUAUGAAGGACUCAUCUCAAGGAUUCAAUAAUUUCAACAGCAACAGAUCCAAACAACCAAAAGCUUUUCACUUCAAGACUCCGAAAGAAUCAAAACUAUCAAUCAAGUGUUGUUUAUGUGAAGGUGAUCACGUCAUCCGUCAAUGUAAAAAGUUUCUCGCUUUAUCGACUACAGACAGAGAACAGGUAAUUCGAAAACAAAAUUAUUGUUUUAACUGUUUUGCCUAUAACCAUCAGAUGAAAAACUGUACCAGUAUUCGUAAUUGUGCUGAAUGUGGCAAUCGUCACAAUACUUUGCUUCACAAUCCUGCUAUUCAUUUUCCAAAACAAUUACCUUCCUCUGAAACCUCAACAUCCAAAAUAAGUACCUAUUCAGAUAAUGCUCAUGCCAAUUUUCACGUUAAACCAACAAUAUCAAGUCAAAGCGAAGUGUUAUUAGCAACCAUCAUAGUACAUGUCAAAUCUUACGACAAUACUAUGCAUCGAUUCCGAGCACUUUUGGAUUCAGGUUCACAAGCAAAUCUAAUGACUGAACAAACUGCUCAAACCCUUAAGUUACUUCGAAGUCCAAUCCGUGCGAACAUAAGUGGCCUAGCAUCUACAUCUGAGACAAAAUCGAGAAGUAGCGCUGUUAUUAACAUUAUAUCUCCAACCAGUGAUGAAUUGCUAUUAAGUGUAGAUGCAUUUAUAUUGCCUAAGAUAACAAGUCGUUUACCGACUUCUAAAAUACCGUUUCAAUCUUGGCCUCAUCUCGAAAAACUACCACUAGCUGAUCCCACUUUUAAUUCACCUGGGAAAAUUGAUAUUCUCUUAGGGGCAGACUCCUAUGCUCAAAUUAUGAUGAACGGUUUACGAAGAGGUUCACGUAAUGAUCCAAUCGCACAAGAAACUAAACUUGGAUGGGUUAUCUUAGGCCAAGUAAACUUCGAUAAACCGAAACAUAUCAAAAUUUCCAAUUUUUGUUUGCGAUCCGAUAUUGACUCCAUGUUUCGAAAGUUCUUAGAACUGGAGAGUGUCCCAGACAAACGCAUUCUUUCACCGGAUGAAAAAUGGUGUGAAUCAUUUUAUGCUGAAACUUAUCGUCGUAAUGAAGAAGGGAGAUUUAUUGUUCGUUUACCUUUCAAAACAUACGUCGAUAAAUCUGCUGUUUUAGGACGAUCAAGAUUAGGAGCAAUAAAUCGUCAAUUGCAGCUAGAAAGAAAAUUUAUCAAGAACCCAGAACUCUACUCAAAAUAUAAGGAAGUCAUGGCUGAUUAUGUCCAACAGGGACAUAUGCAUCGAGUUUCCACUACUGAACAAGACCAUAUAGAAAAUCUCACUCCUAAUUCGAUAUCAUAUAAUUGCAAUUAUAUCCCGCAUCAUGCAGUCAUAAAAGAAGAUAGUUCAACUACCAAAUUGCGAGUCGUCUUUGAUGCGUCUAAAAAGACGACAAAUGGAAAUUCUCUAAACGACAUCUUAUUUACUGGACCUGCUUUACAAAAUGACGUAAUCAAUGUAAUCUUGAACUGGCGUUUCCACAAAGUUGCAUUCAGCGCAGAUAUCGCACAGAUGUAUCGUCAAAUCCAACUGCCUCAAGCCGAUGCUGAAUUUCAACGCAUAAUUUGGAGAAACAAUCUAGAUGAACCAAUGCAAGAUUAUGCUAUUAACACUGUGAUGUUUGGAGGUUCCUGUUCACCAUAUCUAGCUAUCAAGACUCUUCAUCAAUUAGCAUCUGAUGAGCAAGAAACGUUUCCAUUAGCUGCAAAAGUACUUUUAACCGAUAUCUAUGUAGAUGAUAUUUUUUCUGGCGGAGAUGAUUCAAGAAAAUGGGCAAGUAAUUGUCCCCAGAUAUUAUCAUCAGUUCCACCUGAAGCUCGUGAGAUUCAACAACUUUUAUCUCUCAAUAAAAACGAAACUGUUAAAGCGCUCGGUAUUUAUUGGCAACCUGUUGAAGAUAACCUUUCAUUCAGUUUGAAGUUUGACCUUACCAAUUUACCUAAAACAAAAAGAUCAGUUAUGUCCGUUAUUGCCCGGUUAUAUGAUCCAAGUGGUUGGAUUUCCCCCAUUAUUGUUGUCGCUAAAAUCAUUUUAAAGCGUUUAUGGUUUUUUAAACUUGAUUGGGAUGAUGAGAUUCCCAAUGAACUACAAAAUGACUGGCAAAAUUUCCUUAAUGGUCUAAAAGACUUGCCAUCUAUUCGAAUUCCGAGAUGGCUUAAAACAAUGUCUACUAACCAUUCUUUUCAAUUACAUGCGUAUUGUGAUGCAUCUUCAAAUGCUUAUGCAGCUGUUGUAUAUCUAAAAACAAUAUCAUCUGAUGGCUCUAUACAUGUUACGCUGUUGACAUCAAAAACUAAAGUUUCACCUGUUAAACCUUUAUCCAUACCAAGGCUUGAAUUAUGUGGAGCUUUACUUCUCACCAAAUUGCUGAAACACAUAAAAUCCGGAUUGAACAUCAAUAUCUCUGACAAAAAUAUUUUUGCUUAUACAGAUUCUAAAAUUGUUUUAGCAUGGUUGAAUGGGGAUGUCAAUCGAUGGAAAGUUUUCGUUGCUAACAGAGUGUCCAAAAUUUUGGAUACGAUAUCUGUUCAACAAUGGCAUCACAUUCCAACCGCUCAAAACCCAUCAGAUUGUGCUACCAGGGGAAUGUAUCCCAAUGACCUGAUUGAUUACAAGCUGUGGUGGGAAGGACCAUUAAUUUUAAAGCAAAACGAUACUCAAAUCCUGAAUUUAAAUACUACUUAUGACGACGUCAAUGAUGAUGAAAUAUUUGCCGAAGUAAAAACUAAAUACAUCCUUACAAUCACGGUCUCAGAUGAUUUCAUCGAAAGAUUUUCGACUUUUAAUAAGCUUAUAAGGCUAUCCGUUUUGUGUUCUAGAUUUGCUUUUAACGCACGUCAGAAAGAAAAAUCUAAUCGCAUAACUAAACCUAUAUCUACCGAAGAUAUUCAAAUUUGGACACUCUAUUGGAUAAAAGUUGUGCAAGCUUUAUCGUUUCCUAAUGAUCUGGAGCAUUUGAAUUCGAAAAAGAAUUUUUCACAUCAUAGACAGUUCCUUACACUGAAUCCAGAAAAGAACUCUGAUGGCAUCAUAGUUGUUGGAGGACGAUUAGAACAGUCUAAUUUAUCUACUGAACGGAAACAUCCAAUCAUCUUACCUGCUCGACAUCAUUUCACGAAUCUUAUUAUAAGACAAGCACAUUCAAAUACUCUUCAUGGUGGCAUUCAAAUAACUCUAUCGUUUAUCAGAAAAAAGUAUUGGAUUUUGAAUGCUCGAAAUGCUGUACGUGCUGAGAUAAAUAAAUGUAUCACCUGCUUUCGUCAUAAUCCAAAACCUUGUCAACAACUAAUGGGUAAUUUACCAUCUCCAAGAGUACAGUUUACUCGUCCUUUUACUCAUACAGGCAUUGAUUAUGCUGGUCCAAUUAACAUUCGUCCAGCUAAAGGAAGAGGAAUAACUUCAAGAAAAGGCUACAUAUGUAUUUUUAUCUGUUUUUGUACUAAAGCAAUUCAUAUUGAAGCAGUCAGUGACUUGUCAUCACAAUCUUUCCUUGCAGCAUUUUAUCGAUUUGUCGCUCGCCGUGGAUACUGUUCUCAUAUUUACAGUGAUAACGGAACUAAUUUCGUUGGUGCAGAUAAGAUCCUUAAACGUAAUAAAUUGGAAUUCCAAAAAACUGUUGAAAAGGACCUUUUGCCAACGUUGAGUAAUCUAAAUAUCUCUUGGCAUUUUAUUCCUCCAGCUUCACCUAAUUUUGGUGGUCUUUGGGAGGCUGGAGUUAAAUCCAUCAAAUACCAUCUUAAAAGAGUGAUUGGAACAUCUACCUUGACUUACGAAGAAAUAUCUACAUUGCUAUGUCAAAUCGAAGCUGUAUUGAAUUCUCGACCGUUAUGUCCACUUACAAACGAUCCCGAUGAUUUGGAACCUCUAACACCUGGACAUUUCCUUAUUGGUGAACAGUUAUUUUCUCCACCAGAAAGUAAUUUGAUUGACACAACUAUAAGUCCUUUAAAUCGUUUUGAUCUUAUACAAAAAAUGAAGCAAGGAUUUGUAAAACGAUGGAAAAAAGACUAUAUAGGUCGUUUACAAUCACGCCCAAAAUGGUUGAAAAUGGAACGAAAUGUCGGCAUUAAUGAUUUGGUUAUAAUCAAGAAUGAUCAAAUACCUUCAAUUCAGUGGCAAUUAGGUCGAAUUGUUGCAGUUCAUCCUGGAUUGGAUAAUGUUGUAAGAGUUGUAUCAAUCCGAAACUCUAAUGGAAUAUGUAAAAGACCUAUUAGCAAAAUAUGCUUAUUACCAGACUGUGACCCAAUUAAAUCGUGUUACUAAAAUCAAUGCAUCAACAAAAGAAGUAUUCUUGAGUUAAUGGCUUAGAGUGAAAACCCUGUCAUUGUAGGCCGAGUAAGUGGCGGCCAGAAAUCACCACUUAGCAAUGGCAAGGUUGAUCUUUAUGCAUUAACAAUUUUUUUUUUUUUUUUCUUUCUGAUGAUCUAUCAGCGGGGCCGGUAUGUUGAAGAUAUGGACUGGAUCAUGUGUAUGAUAUACAUCAGAAUAUUUGUUUAUGUUAAUACAGAAUAUACUUGUUCCAAAGUACUGUGCUUAAAAAAUAUGUUUUGUAUAUUUUCAACUGUCGAAUAUUAUAAAUAUUUUCGUUUUCUAUUUUUGUAUCUGAAUUAUUAAUAUUAAGAAUUUUGAGGAAUAAACAUUUAAACGUUCCUGAUUUUGAAUUGGACUUUUAUUCAGUCUUUUAUUUUCCUUCCCAUCUUCAAUCGA